Molecule: messenger RNA, 690 nt
Organism: Daphnia magna
Lineage: Eukaryota; Metazoa; Arthropoda; Branchiopoda; Diplostraca; Daphniidae
Exons: 1
Coding region: 1-690 (229 amino acids)
Source: RefSeq, a predicted model, not a curated record
AUGGCGGUGUUGGAUCAGUUGGCAGAAUCACAGACACAAGUGGUGUCUGCGCCGAUGACUACGACGAUGGUCAACCGCCCAGCGCUACCUCUUCCGAUGUUUAAUGGAGAAAUAGCAGCGUGGGGAAGUUGGAAAGCCGCAUUGGCUACUUACCACGAUGAAGUUACACUGUUAGAAGAACAAAAGUAUCAGUACCUACGGGGCUGUUUCAAGGGGAAGGCCACGGACGUGGUUUCGUACCUGCCAUACGGGACGAACCAAUACCGCAAGGUAAUUGAAGUUUUAAGAGACCGAUUUGGAGAUGAAGAUAAACUGAAAAAGUAUUAUCUGGCAGAGUUAAAAGCUAUUGCGAACACUCGGAUGAGCAAGACUUCAGUUCUACCGCAGGGGCAAAAGCUUUACGACGGGCUCACAAACACCGUGGCGGCGUUAGCUAGUCUCGGAGUAAAUACAAAAACGCACGAAGCCUAUCUCACGCCUGAUUUACUGGCGUCCCUUCCAAAGGCGCUGGUGAGCAGAUCGAGAGAUCGGUGGGAUGAUGCGGAGCCAACGUUCGCAAAAAUAUUGCAAGCCCUCAAAAGGGAAAUAAGAUUUAGAGAGGAGGAUGAAGCGUUGUCGAUGAGUUGUAGCGGGAAGCCCAUGCCAGAGUCAGCCGCUACAACAUCGAACAACGGAAUCACAAACCAAUGA